This is a messenger RNA of Cariama cristata (Red-legged seriema), 1554 nucleotides long. It is a transcript of the gene PIGV, whose product is annotated as phosphatidylinositol glycan anchor biosynthesis, class V. Bases 1 to 1554 code for a protein of 517 amino acids. The transcript has 3 exons. Gene Ontology annotation, molecular function: GPI mannosyltransferase activity; alpha-1,6-mannosyltransferase activity. Gene Ontology annotation, cellular component: mannosyltransferase complex; endoplasmic reticulum membrane. Gene Ontology annotation, biological process: GPI anchor biosynthetic process. NCBI's taxonomy places the organism in Eukaryota, Metazoa, Chordata, Aves, Cariamiformes, Cariamidae. The record is from RefSeq and is a predicted model, not a curated record.
AUGGAGCUGGUGAGCAGGCGAGACCCCCACCUCCGAGGGGUCGUAUGGUUUGCGGCGUGCUGCAGAGCCCUGACACUUCUGCUGCAGGCUUUGUUUAACCUCCUGAUCCCAGAUCACGCUGCGGACGCCUUCUCUCCCCCUCGUCUGUCAGAGCCUGGCCUGUGGGACCUGCUUUUGGAGCGGCUGCUGGGCGGCCUCUCGCACUGGGAUGCAGAGCACUUCCUCUUCAUUGCCGAGCGUGGUUACCUGUACGAGCACAACUGCGCCUUCUUCCCGCUGUACCCCCUGAGCGUGCGUGCUGUGGCCGAGGGUGCUCUGUGGCCCUUGCAGCGGCUGCUGCGUUUGCGGAGCCGCCUGCUGCUAUCAGCUGUGCUUCUUAAUUCUCUCUUUUCUGUCCUGGCAGCCGCUGCCCUGUAUAAGCUGGGCUGCGUCGUGCUGCAGUGUCGCAGGGUGGCUUUCCUUGCUGCCGUUCUCUUUUCUAUCAGCCCUGCCAACGUAUUUAUGGCAGCUGCUUACUCAGAGAGCAUGUUUGCCUUCCUGGCAUUCAGUGCCAUGUGGCAACUGGAGAAGGGGCAAAGCUGGCUCAGUGGAUUGCUCUUCUCCCUUGCUUCUGGGGUGCGUGCCAACGGCCUUAUUAAUGCUGGCUUCUUUCUCUACUCCCGCGGUAAAUGCUUUGCCCUCCAGCUCCAGGUGGGUUCAGGAUCAGUAAGGAAGCUUCCUCUGUUGUGGAAGCAACUCCUUAGCCUGGCAUCUUCAGUGGUUCUGAUGUGUGCUGGGAUUUUUCUACCUUUUGCUUUAUUUCAGUAUUAUGCUUACGUGAGGUUCUGUGGUCCUGGCAUCGGCCUGGAGCAGACUGUUCCCAAGCCGCUGCUGCAGCUGGCUCUGGACAAGGGCUAUUGUCUGGCGGCCGUGGACGGGGUUAAACCCCCUUGGUGUUCCCAGCGGUUCCCUGUCGUCUAUUCCUAUAUUCAAGACGCUUACUGGAAUGUGGGCUUUCUAAGGUAUUUUGAGCUCAGACAGAUACCAAAUUUCUUGCUUGCUUUGCCUGUCACCCUUCUGGGCUCAUGGGCUGCCUGGAGCUACAUCAUUGCAAACCCCCGGCACUGCCUAACUCUUGGUCUAGAGAGAAGAAAGAGUGAAGAAGAGGGUAAACCAAGAGCUGGAUUUUGCUGCCCUGCUGUCUUUGUGUACGUGGUCCAUGCCACGGUCCUGUUGGCGUUUGGAUUCUUCUGCAUGCACGUGCAGGUGCUGACCCGGUUCCUUGGCUCCUCCUCGCCCAUCCUGUACUGGUUCUCCGCUCACCUCCUUCAAGAAUACGAACCUUUACUCUGGAGCGAAGGGACUGAUCAUCAAACCGUGGCACCUUGCUCCGAGAAGUCUCUUCUAGGUAAAUCUCCUGGUUCCUCUGGGAAAGGGACUUCUGAAAACCCCGUUGUGAGGCUGCUGAUGAACUGUAGAUUAAUUACCCCGCUCAGCAAAUGCAUUCUCGGAUUCUUCCUGUCCUACUGGCUGCUGGGACUGAUUCUGCACUGCAACUUCUUGCCGUGGACGUAG